AAUUUAAUGUUAACAUCAAUUGGAUAAACAAUGGAAUCAAGCAUUGAUUUUGCAUCCAAUUUUCAAUUAUUUCCACGAAUCCAUUUAAUCACAAUCAAAUCGAUAAUUUGAUGUUUUAACAUUUUUAAGUGGCAAAAAAAGAUUAUCAGAAUCUAAUUUUGUUUGAGUGCAAUGUGAUAAAUUGAUUUUGUUUACCGUUCUGUGGGAGUUUUUUUGAGGUAAGACAAUAUUAUCAUAAUCCAUUCAAUAAAAUUUACCAUAAAUUGGUUGUGAAUAGUGAAUAGUGAAUUAAAAUUGUAGUGAAAUGGCAGACUACGUCAAUUUUAACUCACCCACAACUAUCAAACGUUCAAUCGCUAUUGGUGCUGUUGCAUUAGUGGCCACUCUAAUAACAAUUGGAGUUGUAGUUACAAUUACAAUUAAACAUGAAUCUUCAUCAAGCAACAGCCUUAAAAAUGGUGGGUUUAAAAUUAAAUUCAUCGAACCUCAAUGGAUACCAUUUGUCGAUGAAGAUACAUCUCUUGUGAAUGCGUUUGUUGCUGGUUCUACUAGUCAGUCUAGAACAGUUUACGUGUGUCGAGUCAACUCAACUAAAGCAUUGGAAAUCUUACCUGGAAUGCUUGGUCCUAGCAACUAUUACAGGUCGUGUGAAGUUACCUGGGGCGGCAAAUCUUAUACUUAUGAUAAUUUUGAAAUACUCGUAGCGAAAGAUCCUUCAGUGUUUGAAUGGAAAUCCGGCACAUAUGGAGAUACACCCAUCGGUGCUUUAAGUGGAGGCCUUUCCGAGUGGAAAGACGAUCUUCAAAUAUCAAGAGCUGCAAUUGGCUCGGGUAAAUACAUCGGAAAAGUUCAUGGUCGACAUUCAAAGGCUUAUGUAGCAUAUGACGACAAAGAAAAGGAAGUUAUAAGUUAUGAAGUUCUGUGCCUACAAGAUUACAGUUUAGGUUGAUAGUUACAAGCUGAGAACUGUUACCAAAUGUUGAUGAAAAUCCCAGCACUUCCAAAGACCCGACUUGUGAGGUGACUCUUAGCUUAUGAUCAAGGCUUCGGACAAUGCCAACCGUAUCAGUAAUAUUUCAAAUGUAAAUUCCCUGCUUGUGCUGAAGUUUUAAAAUUUAAUAAUUUGUAAAUUAUCAAAAUUCAAUUGUAAAGUGUACAUGACUUGAUAAACGAACUAAAUAUGAAUAUUCACUGAAA
Molecule: messenger RNA, 1197 nt
Organism: Tetranychus urticae (two-spotted spider mite)
Lineage: Eukaryota; Metazoa; Arthropoda; Arachnida; Trombidiformes; Tetranychidae
Product: pfs47 receptor-like
Source: RefSeq, a predicted model, not a curated record